AUGAGUUCUACUAUCAAGCUUCUUAUGCUUUUCGCAACCUUUAGUCCCUUCGCCUUCGCUUUCCCUCCCUCCAAUCACCCGACUUUCGGGGCACAGGGACAAAAGGCCAUCGGCCACAAUGAUCUCUUCAUUCCUGACCCCCACGAUCCCGUUCCGUACAAGGAGCCGUUUGAAUGGGAUGAGAAGAACCACUACUACGAGAAGCAUGUCAAUGGUUCCGGGCAUGGUUAUUAUCGGCGAUCUUCAUGCCCUGGGGUCAAUACACUGGCUAACAGAGGAUUCAUCAACCGUUCUGGCCGCAACAUUAGCUACGAUGAGAUAGCCCAAGCUGCACGCGUGGUAUGGAACUUUGGGGAUGACAACAUUCAGAUUGUGCUUGGCCCUACCCGCAAAGAGCAUCCUGGCCCCCGCAUCAACCUCGAUAUGUUCGCCGACGAUGCUGUCCAGUUCAAGAUCAACUGCCUCGCAGCUCCGACUCGCAAUGACCGAGGGGUAGGAGAUAAUGUCAACCUGAAUAAGACAUUGCUCCAACAACUGCUCUCGGCCUCGAAGGACGGUGAGACCUUGACUCUCGAGGACACUGCGGAGCACCAUCACCGGCGCCACAAUGACUCCAAAGCCACGAAUCCCAACUUCAGGUUCGGUAACAGCGGAGCCAUCUGCUCUCUUGCCCAGUACGCUAAUAUGUUUGGCAUGCUGGGCCGACAUGGCAAGAAUGGGCCGGGCACCUUGCAUGUCGAGGAUGUGAAAAAGUUUUACCUCGACGAGGACUGGCCGGAGGGCUACUGGAGGAGACAGUUGCCAUACUACUUCCCCGAGGCCAACAGCUACAUUGACAGAAUGGCGCGCCACAUCGGGUACCAGAUUGAAAGACCUUACCCGCCGGACGAACAUAAAUUGUAUGAUGUUGAAGGAGAUGUUGCAGUCUUUGACGUUUUACCUCAAUGGGAACUUCCAGAUAGGUACAAGCUAAAGGAGCAAGAGGGGAAGAAGACACCGGACCUGUAA
Molecule: messenger RNA, 1008 nt
Organism: Fusarium falciforme
Lineage: Eukaryota; Fungi; Ascomycota; Sordariomycetes; Hypocreales; Nectriaceae
Product: HEME-HALOPEROXIDASE domain-containing protein
Exons: 2
Coding region: 1-1008 (335 amino acids)
Molecular function (GO): peroxidase activity
Source: RefSeq, a predicted model, not a curated record